Pollicipes pollicipes is the source of this 651-nucleotide messenger RNA. Its product is annotated as putative thiopurine S-methyltransferase. Lineage: Eukaryota; Metazoa; Arthropoda; Thecostraca; Pollicipedomorpha; Pollicipedidae. The record is from RefSeq and is a predicted model, not a curated record. Gene Ontology annotation, molecular function: thiopurine S-methyltransferase activity.
UGUUGGUGGCGUGCGGGUGGCGAUUGCCGGUGGGACUGAGAAGAAAAUAUCCAUCAUUUCUCUAUUCGCACACAUUUCUGGAAUGAACAAUGGCCGGUACCGCUGAUCGGAUUGAGGGAUGGGCCGACAAGUGGUCGGCGGACAUCAUCCCGUUCCACCAGGGUGAUGUCAACCCGUGCCUCAUAAAGUGGUGCUUCAAGCUGGCGCACGACGACCAGCCGCGCAAGUUCCUGGUGCCUCUCUGCGGCAAGUCCGUCGACAUGAUGUGGCUGUACAAGAAAGGGCACACCGUCGUCGGCAUAGAGGGUGUGGAGAAGGCUAUCGUCCAGUUCUUCACGGAAAACGACCUGAAGUAUACGAAAUCGCCCACCGGAGCUGGACAGCUGUUCCAGACAGCGGACGGCCGCCUCCAGCUGCACCAGGCCGAUAUCUGCGAGAUGGAUCCGGGGCUGAUCGGUCCCGUAGACGCCAUCUGGGACCGCGGCUCCUACGUGGCAAUCUACUGCGAGGACAGGCCCAAGUACGCCAAGUUCAUGAAGGGCGUGAUGUCGCGCAAGUGCCAUUACCUGCUGUCGGCGGUGGAGUACGACUCCAGCCUGUUCUCCGGGCCGCCCCGCCAUCUCUCCGAGGAUGACAUUAAGAACGACUGCG